UAAAUCUCGAUCGCCGUUCACGGCCUUCGGAGCGUUUGCCGGCGCGGCGCAAGGGCGAAUUCAAAAUGCCGUGGAAAGGGUUGGAAUGUUCGAUGCGCGGGAAACGACGGAGGAGGAACGAUCGACCCUCGAUCGAUCGCAAUUGGAUUUUCGCGCGGGUAGUGGGGCGUCUAUUUGAAGCGUCGUCGCGACACCGCCGCCGUCGCCAUCGCCGUCGCCUGUCGCCGACGCCUGUCGCCGACGCCACGCUGUGGUGCAAUGCCGAGAGCCAGCGUCGCGGCGCGGCGACGGGUCGUAUCACGGGGAAAGGUGAAGCGCCGAGUCGAGGCGUCCAGAGUACUAGAAGAGGAGCCGCCGCGGCCGAGAGUUUCUAUGCCGAUCGCGUUCCCGUGGCGUUUCGAACUUUCAGCAGUUCGCGAACCGGAGUUCCUCGGGUGACCGACGAAUCGCGCCGCACCCCCAGAACUUGAACCCUUCGCUUCGGACGGAAUGGCUACGGACGAUCCCCUGCGGAACGAGCCACUGCUCUCCGUCGAGUUCGAGGUGUUUGGCAAGGUGCAGGGUGUCUACUUUCCAAAGUACGUGAGGGAUAUAUGCCUGCAGCUGGGAAUCUGCGGUUGGGUGAAGAACAGCAAGACCGGCACGAUCCUGGGAAAAAUGCAGGGGCCACGGGCGUACGUCGAUCAGAUGGCGCAAUGGCUAACGAACGUGGGAAGUCCUGGCAGCGAGAUCGAUCGCUGCGAUUUCACGAAUUGGGAAGGUGUGAGCAGGCAACAGUACAAAGGAUUCGCCAUACGUUUUUAAUAGGGAAUCGAUCGUACGUUGAUCCGUUGAUUCGUUCGUCGAGAAUGUCCUUUCGCGUAAAAAGAUUUCUGACAAUGUAAAUAAUAUACUCUAUAUGCACUCUGUUCUAUACGAAA
This is a messenger RNA of Megalopta genalis, 920 nucleotides long. RefSeq names its product acylphosphatase-2. NCBI's taxonomy places the organism in Eukaryota, Metazoa, Arthropoda, Insecta, Hymenoptera, Halictidae. The record is from RefSeq and is a predicted model, not a curated record. Gene Ontology annotation, molecular function: acylphosphatase activity.